AUGGCUGUGAGGGCUCCCCUCGGGUUCAGCCCGUCGACAAACCCUCUCAUCUCGCCCUUUUCACCGUUUGGUGACCAUUCGCACUCACCUCGACCGCGCAGUGCUGCCGCAGGUGACCAACCUAUGUCUGCAACCGAGAAAGGCAACUCCACAAGCGAUGGUCACCUCAGGGCCCCUCCUGCUAACUACAUCACCUCUCCCCAAGAUCCAAUAGCUCCGUCUCCCGUCAAUUCUGAUGUCACAAACUUCGAGGAUGUAGACGAAGAGGUGGAAGAGGAGGUAACAGAAAAGGGCUCAGUCCCAGAGACCCCUUUCAGUCCUACCACCGCGCAGAGACCAGAUGUGGCUUCUCCUCAGAGAGAAGGCAUACAUCACAUUGCAACACCACUCAGGGUUGCGACGGGCCCGACACUAGAGCAACAGUUUCGCGAAAGACUAGACGAAGAAACAGAACCACAGUCUGUCAUUCACAUCCCUGCGGGAUUUGGAAAAUUCCCUAGUGACCAAGCGUCUCAGUCUCAAAGCGAAGAGGACUUCAAGUCGGCACAUGAAGAACCAGAUCCGCCCAGCGAAAGGACCCCAGAGAGCAAGUCAGCGGCUCAGCAGAAAGACAUCGAGAGAACGAGAGCCGGCUCGACUGAUUCUGCCGAUUCUCAAGCUUCAGACGCAACCAUCAAGUCCGCAGUACCUGAGAUGAAGUCGGUGGCUAGGGGUCAUGAUAUGCCAAUGCCACCCACACCUUUACAGACGUCACUUCCUGCCCUUCCCAUACACGACUGGUCACGAACUCCGAGGGCGCAGACACGACAAGACCUCAGCUCGUUGAGUCGGCCGGGCUCGAGUCUAGCCAGUAUCAUGGAAGGAGACGAUACUGAUCACCCUAGCACUGACGAGACUGGAGACGAGAGUCAUUUCGCUGCUAAUAUCUUGCAAGAUGCCGAAGCUGAGAUCAAUGCGCUACGGAACGCAUUGUCUGAAUGCUGGACAUUGUGUAAUACAUUAGCCAGCCUGAGCCAUAUCCACAGGGAGAGGUUGUUCAACUUCUCCGGACGAGGCGAUAUGCAGGAACAGGCGUGGAAAUCAUGCUGGAAGUUAUGUCAAAACCUUUACAACACACGAGACGAGAAUGCACCGGGAUCUUUCUCUCACGGAUCUUCACGACCUACACUGGACCUAUGUCGAGAUUUCUGUCAAGCACUAUUUGAAGUCAGAGUACGAGAUAAUGAAACAGCAGAUUCGGUGUUGAGGGUCAGCUUCGAGCUGAACAAUCACCUGUACAACACACAUGAUCGGAGUCUGCCUGAGGCUUUUCGGGAGAGAACAUUAGAUUUUUAUAUUACUCUGUGUCAUCGACUCAUGAAACAAAAAGCGAAAAUGGCGGAAGAAACUGAUUCCUUGUUGAAGGCCUGCUGGUCAUUGGCAGAAAUGCUAUUUAGUCUACGGCAGAGUCGGCGAGAGGGGAAGAGACCAGAUGAAGAGCUCCUUGGGUCGGCCAUCCAAGCUUGUUGGGAGCUGUGUGACCUCUUCCGUGAAGGUUGGACUCAAAUUCGCCCCGAAAGAGGCACACCGCGGCCGAGUCAGACGACAUUCACUCAGGCUUUCAAUCAAGCCAGACGUUCGGGAUUCGCUCCUCUGGAUGAGAAUGGCAAUCCCAAAAUGCUGCCUGAGACACCAACCACCAUUUUCGAAGACACAAUCACCACCAUCUCACCUGACGAAGCCCCUAUCCCAAAUAUCCUAAUUCUCGGUGCUGAAGAAGCAACAAGGAUGUCUUCGACAUCAUCCGCCUCAUCAACACCCGCCCCUGUCCAACGGCAAGUCUCGCCGAAUCCGCAGGCACGGCAUCCACACUCUGCCAAACCUGCACCAAGCUCAGCAAACCCGAGAUGGUCCUCGAGUUCUUCUGUCUUGUCUCUUCCCGCCUCGGCAAUUUCCGAAGGCGGCGUCAACCCAACCUCAGCAACAACGGUGUCUACAGUCCGGACUCCCGCUGAUGAUCCUACAUUGAUCCUCUUGAAAGCACUGUUCGUCAAAGCCGCACUAGCCACUGGUCGUGGCUACACACGGACGUCGAUCGAUCCAACGCUCAACUCAUUGCCGAAUUUCGUCCAAAACCUGCCGGACAAUGCAUUCGGCACCCAGACAUGGCAAGUGGCUUUGCUGGAGAACUACCGCAAAGCCGUGAUCAAUGACUCUGGAUUCCGCAAUCUAGGUAUUGCUGGCACCCUGGGCGAACGUGGAAGGAUCAACGCGGUGGAGGUUGCACGAGCAGUCCGUGGGAUGACCAGCUGUGUAUAUGGCUUCGGCUGGCUACGAGACCUCUACCGUCUUGUCUUUGGGUUUUAUGUCGAGGAAGCACUAAAGGCCGGAGAAACUCAUACAGGUGCUGCCCAUAGAAGAGCCCAUCGGCACGCAGCACCGGCGGCAAGUCUCGUUGCCGCGGUCAUGGCUAGCACUGCAACAAUCCCUGCGAGUGCCGGUGGUGGUAACAACCCUAAUGGCGGUGGAGGUGGAGGGAGCAGGAAUAGAAGUUCGAGUAGCAAUGGACGACGAACAAUCAGUCAGUGA
Exophiala oligosperma is the source of this 2568-nucleotide messenger RNA. RefSeq lists its product as uncharacterized. The transcript has 6 exons. The record is from RefSeq and is a predicted model, not a curated record. The coding region runs from base 1 to 2568 and encodes 855 amino acids. Lineage: Eukaryota; Fungi; Ascomycota; Eurotiomycetes; Chaetothyriales; Herpotrichiellaceae.